Messenger RNA from Drosophila grimshawi, 321 nucleotides. RefSeq names its product kunitz-type serine protease inhibitor homolog dendrotoxin I-like. Gene Ontology annotation, molecular function: serine-type endopeptidase inhibitor activity. Lineage: Eukaryota; Metazoa; Arthropoda; Insecta; Diptera; Drosophilidae. The transcript is spliced from 2 exons. Bases 1 to 279 code for a protein of 92 amino acids. The record is from RefSeq and is a predicted model, not a curated record.
AUGAAAUUCAUUCUUAUCCUCGCUUGUCUGGCGCUUUUCGUGGCCCACACUCAGGCCCAAAACUGCCGCGGUAGUGUUACGCCACCCUUGAGAGUUUGCGUUGGACCUCGAGAUGAAGGAAAUACCUUUCUUCCCCAUUGCGGACUUAAUAGAAAUCCAAACAUGUGGUGGUACGAUAGUAGUGACAGGACCUGCAGGGUACUGAACUUUCGCGGAUGUGGUGGCAACCGCAAUCGCUUUUGCACUCGGGAGCAAUGCCGGACGAGGUGCUUACGUUAAUAAUUAAAGGACGGAUAUAUGAAUAUUGAAAUAAAUCGAAUU